GAGUCAUGGAAGUCCUUUAAACGGUCAUAUAUUUGAAAUUUGAAAAAGACAAAGCAAAGUAAACAGAAAAAAGAACGAAAAGCUCCUCAGCUGCUGCAUCCAAAGAUCUCGAUCUUCUCCGCAACCCGUGGAAAUUCUCGAUCCAAUGGAAGAGACCUCUCAUCAUGACCCAAACACCCAAAUCCCAGAUUCUCUCGUUCGUGAUUGGGAGAAAGAUUCACAGAAUAUCACGUCUUCUUCUGUCGAAGAUGAUCUAUUUUCGUACAUUCGUGGGAAAGAUUUCAGCGCUGGUGUUGACGAUGACGAAGACAGAGGUUCUGUUGAUUCGGUGCUCUGUAUUUCUGGUUCGAGGCUAGUUCAGACCGGGUUUAAGCAGGCGAACUGCACAGAUGAUAUUGUGAUGCUUGUGAAUUCUGGAGGUGGAACGAUAACAGGAUUAGAUUCAAAGGUGAAUUUAAAGAGCGACUUCUGUUUUCAAGGAGGGGAUGUUAUAAGAACAAAUGAGAAUAUAGUCAAUGGCGGUGAUUGCCCAUCUCUUUAUCAGUCCGCCCGGUAUGGAAACUUCUGUUACCAGUUUGAAGAUCUCGCACCUGGAGAUUAUUUCGUUGAUCUGCAUUUCGCGGAGAUUGUCAACACAAACGGGCCUAAAGGGAUGAGGGUCUUCAAUGUCUUCAUGCAGCAAGAGAAGGUUCUGUCUGAAUUUGAUAUAUAUUCGGUUGUCGGAGCCAAUCAACCUUUUCAGCUGGUCGAUGCCAGGGUCCAUGUAGAGGAGAAUCGGGCGAUGGCAAUAAGGUUUGAAGGGAUUCAUGGAAGUCCCAUUGUCUGUGGGAUUUGCAUCAGAAAAGCACCAAAGACAUCUGAUUCUUCAGUGAAAUCCAAGUAUCUUGUUUGUAACAACUGCUCCACCAAGAUAGAUGUUCCCACAACUCAGGAUAGGGCUAGAGCUGCGAAAAGUAUCUCGAAGUAUGAGAAGAAAAUACAAGAGCUUACUCAUCAGUGCCAGCUUAAAACAGACGAGUGCUACGAGGCUUGGAUGUCUCUAACAGCUGCAAAUGAUCAGCUAGAUAAGCUGAGAAUGGAACUCAGCAACCAUUUCUUGCACAGCGAGUCACUAGAUCGAGCUUUGGAGAAGCAGUCAGUGCAAUUGAGGGAUGUUUCCAACCAGUAUGAACGUGGUAAGAAGGUUUGGUUUGCCGCCAUCAAUGAUUUGAAAGAUAAAAUGAAGGUGAUGAAACGGGAGCAUGCCCAACUUUCUCAAGAAGCUCACGAUUGUGCCGAUUCCGUUCCUGAAUUAAAUAAAAUGGUCUUUGCAGUGCAAUCAUUGGUUGCGCAGUGCGAAGAACUUAAAGUCAAGUACAAUGAAGAGCUGGCCAAGAGGAGGAAGCUAUAUAACCAAGUUUUGGAAACAAAAGGGAAUAUAAGGGUGUUUUGUAGAUGCCGCCCAUUAAGUAAGGAAGAGGUUUCAUCUGGUUGUGCAUUGGCCGUAGACUUUGAUGCAGCCAAGGAUGGCGAUCUUGGGGUACUGACCGGCGGCGGGUCCACAAAGAAAAUCUUCAAAUUCGACCGAGUUUAUACUCCAAAGGACAAUCAAGCUGAUGUGUUUGCGGAUGCUGCUCCAUUGGUCAUUUCAGUCCUAGAUGGCUACAAUGUCUGCAUUUUUGCAUACGGGCAGACGGGAACUGGGAAGACUUUCACAAUGGAGGGAACUGAGAAAAAUAGGGGUGUGAAUUACAGGACUGUAGAGGAAUUGUUUAAAAUUGCAAAGGAAAGGAGGGAGACUUUUGCAUACAGCAUCUCUGUUAGUGUGCUUGAAGUAUACAAUGAGCAGAUCAGAGACUUGCUGGCUACAUCCCCAUCGUCGAAAAAGUUGGAGAUAAGACAGGCGGCUGAAGGAGCUCAUCACGUGCCAGGAAUUGUCGAGGCUAAAGUUGAGAACAUAAAGCAGGUCUGGGAUGUGCUACAAGUUGGAAGCAGUGCUAGAGCCGUUGGAUCUAAUAAUGUCAAUGAACACAGUAGUCGAUCUCAUUGCAUGCUUUGUAUAAUGGUAAAAGCUAAGAAUUUGAUGAAUGGGGAGUGCACGAAGAGCAAGCUUUGGCUUGUGGAUCUGGCAGGCAGUGAGAGGCUUGCAAAGACAGACGUGCAAGGGGAGCGGCUCAAAGAAGCUCAAAACAUCAACAGAUCACUUUCAGCUCUUGGGGACGUCGUAUCGGCUCUAGCAACGAAAAGCAGCCACAUCCCAUACAGGAAUUCCAAGUUGACACAUUUGCUUCAAGAUUCGUUAGGAGGCGACUCCAAAACUCUGAUGUUUGUGCAAAUCAGCCCAUCAGAGCAUGACUCUAGUGAAACGCUAAGUUCGUUGAAUUUCGCAACUCGGGUCCGAGGGAUUGAGCUGAAUCCUGCAAAGAAGCAGAUUGACAGUAGCGAGCUUCAAAAAACAAAACAGAUGCUUGAGAAAGCAAGGCAGGAAUCAAGAUAUAAAGAUGAAUCGAUACGGAAGCUUGAAGAGCGCAAUCUAAACUUAGAAAACAAGCUCAGAAGCGAAGAUCAAUUCAUUAGAAACCAACAGGAAAAGAUCAAAGAUCUUGAAGGUCAGAUUGAGUUGAAGAUGGACUUGCAGAGCCAAUCAGAGAGGCAGUUCGGGCAAGUAUCAGAGAAAUUGAAAAGGAAGGAAGAAAUGUGUUUUUCUCUUCAACAUAAGGUGAAGGAGCUCGAAAACAGGAUGAAAGAGCAACAACAUUCAGAAUCUAUUAUUCUACAACAAAAGGUCAAGGAGGUCGAAAACAAGCUGAAAGAGCAACAACAUUCAGAAUCUAUUAUUCUACAACAAAAGAUUACAGACCUCGAAAACAAGCUGAAAGAGCAAUAUCAACAUCAGUCUAUGCUACUGCCGCAUCCCACUUUACAAUCCACCCCAAUUGACAGAAGAUCUGUCCCGCACAUCGAGUCCAUUAAUGGGACUGAUCUGCUGGUUCUGAGGAGCUCGGACUCAAUCAACCGUCCGAUGAGCCAACCGUCCGCUCUACUACGUGGAGCUGACUCGCUUCAUGAGAUCAAGAGAAGGAGAGAAAGAAGAAGUGGGUCCUCCUUAGGAGACUACGAGAACAACAACACCAACAUCAUUGUGCCGCCGCCUCCGCUUCUAGAUAAGAAGCCAUUUCCGACCGAGUUGAGUAGGCCGAGUCUCGACCCAGCCAAAGCAUUCAAAAGGCUUACAAAGACAUCAAAGCCAGUUACUACAAGUAAUGCCCAGAAGCUAUUUCCACAUAGUAGAGUUGGGGCAGUUAAGGAGACAUUGAAAUGGAAAUAAGAGCAGCAAUGUAGGCUGUUUUGUAAUAUGAUUUUUCCCCCCCCCUUUCUUGGGCGCAUUUGGAUGCUCACCAUCAAAUUGAAUUUCAAUUCUUUAGUUUGAUGUAGUGAGCUAUUUCGAGAUAGCAGAGUUGGGGGAGUUAAGGAGACAUUGAAAUGGAAGUAAGAGCAGCAAUGUAGGCUGUUUUGUAAUAUGAUUUUUCUUUUUUUCC
Molecule: messenger RNA, 3518 nt
Organism: Magnolia sinica
Lineage: Eukaryota; Viridiplantae; Streptophyta; Magnoliopsida; Magnoliales; Magnoliaceae
Product: kinesin-like protein KIN-14R
Exons: 19
Coding region: 146-3307 (1053 amino acids)
Biological process (GO): microtubule-based movement
Molecular function (GO): microtubule binding; ATP binding; microtubule motor activity
Source: RefSeq, a predicted model, not a curated record